AGUGUUCAUCAAACGAUACAUAAAGUCAGUUUCUUCAUGGAAAGCUUAUCAUUUUAUAAGCCCGUUUUGAAAGGUUUCGGUCGGAAAGCCUAAAGAAACAAAGAAAGGAAAUUUUUCUUCUGGCAUUACUUUCUGAACCGCACACAUAAUUUUACUGUCUCAAGAGUAAAAGGAAUGCUUGUGUAAAUAAAAAGAAACAUUUCUUUGUUGCAACAAAAUGAAGUCGACUGUAUUGUAUCAUUAUUAUGGACCAGAGCGUAGGAAUGGCUUGUGUCGAUCUUUCAACACCAAACAUUAUGCAUUAACGAGUGCAGUUUACACUUUAAACGUUUCGAUUCUGGUGGUGUUGCUGUAUUCAUGGCAGAUAAAUGUGAAUGCUAAAAAAUUUCAAGUGCUUGGUGAUGUUUACUAUGGCAUUCAAAUUGCAUAUUAUGCUAUCAUUGGUAGUCAACUUUCCAUGGCUUUCUUAAGUAUGGUACUGAUAGUUGGAAUUAAUUCAGAAAAUAUCGGAUUAGUUGUUCCCUGGAUGUUGGGUCUCUUAAUUUUUAUGUCUUUGGAAGCACUUUGUACAGUUUAUGCAAAUAUCCUACGAGACCACAUUAACGGCCAUUUUGAUGGGCUGUGUAAAGCAGAAGUUACUGUAGCAAUGUAUUUUGUUAUGAAGUUCUAUCACAUGGUUCGCUCGGGUAUCUCAUUUAAAGUAAACGAGACUGUGAUUGAACUUUGACAGAACUCCUAUGAUUUUGAAGAGAAAUCAUCAACAACAGUCUCGUUUUGUCCCGACGACGAUGACUUUGGCUACUCCAAUUGCAGUCAUUCUGAGUAUGCCGAAGAAAUAUUUGGAAGUAAUGAUGGCAUUAGAGAUAAGAAUCAUGACAGUAUAAAGCGCCCAGCUGGGGAGGGAAGUGAUGAAAAUGAUUCGCUGCUGGUAGCUUACGACGCGGAUUCCAUCGUCUCAUUGUGACAUAAAAAACUCAUCAGUGAUCGUCCAUUUCGAAUUGUGAAAAUUAUGCUUUAAGAAUUGUUAAUUCUAUGAAUAUUUAAUCAAAUCUUUGUUUGAAUAAAUAACAAAUAAGAAUUUAUUUUAAUAAAACACGACACGAUGGGAAGAAGCUUAUUUAGAAUGAAAUAUGGCU
Clunio marinus is the source of this 1136-nucleotide messenger RNA. The record is from the annotation of a GenBank genome assembly. NCBI's taxonomy places the organism in Eukaryota, Metazoa, Arthropoda, Insecta, Diptera, Chironomidae.